AUGGCGGCCCAGCGAGGCGUAGCCCCACCGAGCCUCCAGUUCCGGGUUGCCCUCGAAGAGCAGCGGGGAAUAAAAAUGGAGGCACUGGACCCGGCCGAUGCUCGUGAAAUCCAGGUGGUGUGUGUUGGUGAACCGCUGGGAUGGGCAGGCCCGACACACGUCAAGCAGGAACCAGAGGAGGUGGGUUGCGAUGCCCAAGAGAAGCAGGAGCCAUUAAAAGCUGCCCAGUCGCCUCAUUCAAGAUGGCGGAAACUUCCGCUGACGGGGCCCACACCUUGGGACGAGAGCAAGGCUUUCCCAGCCUCCUUUGAGGGAGUGGCCAAUGCCUGCAAAUGGCUAACGGCAGGGUGGGAGACACGGCAGACACCUGUCGUCGCAGGGGAAAGCCAACGGGCCUCCGAUGAGUCGGGCAUUGCCAGGGCGAGGAGGGACUGCAGAGAAGGGAAGGAGGCUGCUGUUCUGAGGAAAGCGGUCAGGACAGAGUCCCAGCGCCGGCGGUUCCGCUGUUUCUGCUACCCGGAGGCCGGGGGCUUGCGUGAAGUCUACGGCCACCUCCGAGAACUCUGCCAACGGUGGCUGAAGCCAGAGAGGCACAGCAAGGAGCAGAUCCUGGAGCUGGUCAUCCUGGAACAGUUCCUGACCCUGCUACCCCCGGAGACGCAGAGCUGGGUCCGGGAACGGGACCCGGAGACCUGCGGCCAUGUCAUCGCGCUGGUGGAGGAUUUCUUGACGAGGCAGCAGGAGGACGAGCAGUGGGAGCAGGAGGACCCGGGGCCCUUUGUGGAGGUGACGGUGGAUUCCCCCGAGGGAGAGCAGGUUCAGUCGGACGCCUGGCAGAGGCCAAUCCUCAAGGAGAUCACGCAGGAGUGGAGCAGAGACGCUGGAUCAUUGGGCAGUGCUACUGCGUCUGAGAACGAGGAAGAGGGUGGGCAGCGGGAAACUUUGGAGCCGGUGGAUUCCUGCAGGCCGUUCGCGGGGGAACCCCAAGGGUGCCUCCUGCCCAGAUGCGAAAGCUUUGAGGAAGGCUGUAGAUCGAAAAGGCCGCAGGAACAGCCACCGGGGACGCCGUGGGCCAGACCCACGGAAGCCUCCGGGCCCGUUACGCAAGCGGCGCUCCACGGGAGGGCGAUCAAACACCUGUGCCCGGAAUGCGGGCGCAACUUCCAGCACAAAUCGACUUUGAUCCGGCACCAGAAGAUGCACACGGGCGAGAAGCCCCACGCGUGCCUGGAAUGCGGCAAGACUUUCCGCCGGAGGGACAAGCUGAUCCGGCACCAGCGGAUCCACACGGGGCAGAAGCCCCACGCGUGCCCCGAGUGCGGGAAGAGCUUCCGCGAGAGAGGCAAGCUGAUCAACCACCAGCGGAUCCAUACGGGCGAGAAGCCCUACACUUGCCCCGCGUGCGAGAAGGCCUACCGGUGGAAAGAGGAGUUCGUGAAGCACCUGAGGAUCCACACGGGCGAGCGGCCUUACGCCUGCCUCCAGUGCGGCAAAACCUUCAUCACCAAAGCCCACCUGGUCUCCCACCAGCGGAUCCAUACCGGGGAGAAGCCCUACGAAUGCCCGGAGUGCCGGAGGCGGUUCUGCAGCAAGCAGAGCCUGACCAAGCACCAGCGCGUCCACGCCGGCGAGCGAUCCUACGAGUGCCAGGACUGCGGGAGGAUCUUCCACUACAUCUCAAACUUCACCAAACACCAGAGAAUCCACAGGAGCGACGGCAUCCUCCCACCGGUGGCAAAGUUCCCGGAGCUGCCGGCAAACUUCUCGGGGUCCUUCAGCUGCCUGGACCUGCCUCACGCUCCCUGUCUCAGCAACAAGAGGAGUACUCCGGGACAGUGCCCCUAUUUCGGGGACAAACAGGGCUGGCUCUUCGGUCUUCGUCCUCCGCUGCACACUCGGGUCGAGGGCAGCCUGGGAAUGAUAAGCCAGGCCUGCCCCUGCCCUCUCUGCGGCAGCCAUUUUGUGCAGCUGUUCGGCAGCCAUGUUGUCUCCUCCGAGGAUACCCCACAGGCCCACACAAAAGCGAGGAACAACCGCCAACAGAACCGGGAUCAUCUUUUCCUGAAAAAGAAAAUGGCUGACAAGCCAAGCGAUGCGUUGCUUCUGGGUCUCCAGAGGGAAGCUGGGGUUCAACAGGGGGUGAAAAUUGAACAUCCGGACCUUACAGCCUUUGAACCAGGGGCAGGAAAAGGCUCUCACGUCACACAGGCCGGGGGUAUCGGGGAAUUCUGGGAAAGAAAAGUGUCAGACCCGGUUAAACGGGAGCCCCAGAAGGGACUCCCGCAGCCCUGGGAAGCCCAGCUGCAGGACUUCCUGAAAGCGAUGGAGUCUUCUCACUCCGGAGGGAGAAACCCACCUCAGGUAACGUUGGCGUUAAGGGAUGAGGCUGAAACCCCGCUGGCCCGUUCUGAGGGAGCAGUGGACACCAGGCCGCAUCUGAGAAGAGAGACGCAGCUUCUGCCAGGGCCCAGCAGAGAAGCCCAACAGAUUGCAAACAACCUGUUGGCUAAAGACAAGAAGGAGUGUGGGAAAGUGAAGGAAGAGGUCCUGGAGGAGGACAAAGAAGGUGCCAGCACUGACGUGCCACGCCAACGUUUCCGGCACUUCCUCUACCAGGAGGCCGAGAGCCCCCGAGAGGUUUGCAACCGCCUCUGGGACCUUUGCCACCAGUGGCUGAAGCCGGAGAGGCACACCAAGGAGCAGAUCCUGGAGCUGCUCAUCCUGGAGCAGUUCCUGGCCGUCCUGCCCCCGGAGAUGCAGAACUGGGUCAGGAAAGGCACGCCGGAGACCUGCUCGGAGGCGGUGGCCCUGGCUGAAGGCUUCUUGCUGAGGCAGCAACCUGAGGAGAAACGGGGCGAGCGGGUACCAGGGGUAUUCAAGGAAGGAGCUGUUAAUUUCCCUGAAGCGCCAGGGGCUUCCUCAGGGGCUUGGUUGAUCAAAGAGGAGACGGAUGGAGACAUGCUGGCAGCAGAUGGGAAGCAGCAGAACAAAGCGGAAAACUUCCGGAAACUGGAACCACAUUGGGUAUUGUCAGACAGAGCUGGGCAGAGCGUUUCCAUCUGGCCGAAGCGAGGAGAAGCCUCUGCAAGCCAGGAGGAAGCUUACUCUGAGAAGGAAGGGGACAAAUUUAUUAAUUCCCAGGGCAGGUACGUGGAGCUUGCCGGAAGUGUUGUGCAGCUGGCUCUCCCCCUGGGCGAGAGUCAAAAGCCGGGAAACGAGAGAGAGAAGUCGUGCGUCCAUUGUGGGAAAGACUUCCAGCUGAAGUGCAACCUUCAAGCUCACGAGAGAACCCACACGGGCGAGAAGCCGUAUAAGUGCUCCGUCUGCGGGAAGGGUUUCAGCACCCGAGCCUACUUGAUCACCCACGAGAGGAUCCACACGGGCGAGAAGCCCUACCAGUGCUCGGACUGCGGGAAGAGCUUCUGCGACAACUCUAAUUUGAUCGUGCAUAAGAGGACCCACACGGGGGAGAGGCCCUACAAGUGCACCGACUGUGGCAAGAGCUUCCGGGAGCGGCCGGUCCUCAUCCGACAUCAGAGAAUCCACACAGGGGAGAAGCCGUACAAAUGCAGGGACUGCGGGAAAAGCUUCAGCCAGAGCUCGGGCCUGCUGGUGCACGAGCGGACCCACACACGGGAGAAGCCGUACACCUGCACGGACUGCGGGAAAAGCUUUGGCGGCAAUUCGAACCUGAGGGUCCACAUGAGAAUCCACACGGGGGAGAAACCUUACAGAUGCUCAGACUGCGGGAAAAUUUUCAGCGACAGGUCGCUUCUCAUUAGGCAUCAGAGCACCCACCAGGAGGGGAACUGUUAAAACAACAACAAAUGAAUAUAUUGUCUUAGUAAAAACUGUGAACGAAACCUGACAUUUUGAUAACACACCUGAUCGGUGAAAUCCUAUGCAUGUCUACUCAGAAGUAGGCCUCAUUGAAUUCAGUGGGGGCUUACUCCCAGGUAAAUAUGCCUAAGAUUGCAGCCUCAGACAAGAAACCCAGCCUGAUUACUACGAAUGUCCGAAAAACUUACUUUAAAAAAAGAAAAAGAAAGAAAAAGUCUCUUUCCUGCAAAAUGGGGAAUGUGAACUCCAUGCCCAAAUGGCUAAUGUCCUGCCGCAACACUUAGUAAGCUGGUACGCAUAUCGCUCAAAACUAGGGUGACCAUAUGGAAAGGAGGACAGGGCUCCUGUAUCUUUAACAGUUGUAUAGAAAAGGGAAUU
Messenger RNA from Elgaria multicarinata webbii, 4218 nucleotides. RefSeq lists its product as uncharacterized. Lineage: Eukaryota; Metazoa; Chordata; Lepidosauria; Squamata; Anguidae. The coding region runs from base 1 to 3816 and encodes 1271 amino acids. Gene Ontology annotation, biological process: regulation of transcription by RNA polymerase II. Gene Ontology annotation, molecular function: RNA polymerase II cis-regulatory region sequence-specific DNA binding; DNA-binding transcription factor activity, RNA polymerase II-specific. The transcript has 8 exons. The record is from RefSeq and is a predicted model, not a curated record.